UUGAGGAAGAUAUGGAUCACAAGUAUUAUAUGUCAAGAAUUUUUGGACCAUUGGAUUCUGCUAGUCGGGAUUUAUGGGUCAAUAUCGAUUAUAUGGAAAAAGAAAAAGUAAAGAUUCAUGGGAUUCUCUCAAAUACUCAUCGACAAGCUGCUAGAGUGAACCUGUCUUUUGAUUUUCCAUUCUAUGGCCAUUUUCUACGUGAAAUCACAGUGGCAACUGGAGGUUUUAUAUAUACCGGAGAAGUGGUUCAUCGGAUGCUCACGGCAACACAAUAUAUUGCUCCCUUGAUGGCCAAUUUUGAUCCAAGCGUGUCCAGAAAUUCUACAGUCAGAUACUUUGACAAUGGAACCGCCCUUGUGGUCCAGUGGGACCAUGUCCAUCUGCAAGACAACUACAGCCUCGGCAGCUUCACCUUUCAGGCCACCUUGAUCAAUGAUGGUCGAAUAGUGUUCGGAUACAAGGAAAUACCAGUACCUGUAAUGGAGAUAAGCUCUACCAAUCAUCCUGUGAAAGUUGGCCUCUCAGAUGCUUUUGUUGUGGUCCAUAAGAUUCAACAGAUUCCUAAUGUUCGCAGGAGAACAAUCUUUGAAUAUCACAGGGUGGAACUAGAUAUGUCUAAAAUUACCAACUACUCUGCAGUCGAGAUGCUGCCUCUUCCAACUUGUCUCCAGUUUAACAGCUGCGGUACCUGUGUCAGAUCCCAAAUUGGUUUCAACUGCAGCUGGUGCAAUAAUCUCCAAAGAUGUUCCAGUGGUUUUGAUCGCCAUCGGCAAGACUGGGUUGAAAAUGGCUGUCCUGAAGAGUCCAAAGAGAAGAUCUGUGAAGAUUUCUUAGCAACCACCACAGCCCCACGUCACACCACCAGUAGAACACAAGUAACAACAUCCAGACAUUAUACCUCAACGUCAAGAUUAAUAACAUCUCAUCUACCAAGCAGCAUUCCUACAGAGGAUGACACAAAGAUUGCGCUGCAUCUCAAGGACAAUGGAGCCUCGACAGAUGACAGUGCAGCGGAGAAGCAGCGCGGGUCUUUGCACACGGGAUUAAUUAUAGGCAUACUUGUACUGGUUCUGGUGGUUGUUGCUGCCAUCCUUGUAACAAUUUACAUGUACCAUCACCCAAUGUCUUCUGCUAGUCUCUUUUUCAUUGAGAGACGCCCAAGCCGGUGGCCAGCAAUGAAGUUUAGGAGAGGAUCAGGGCAUCCUGCAUAUGCUGAAGUAGAACCUGUUGGAGAAAAAGAAGGCUUCAUUGUAUCAGAGCAAUGCUGAGUUUAUCGAACAAUGCACCAGUACUGGUUUCUGGUGGAAGGACGUUGAAUUUUUGCAUAUAUUUUUCAGGAAAAAUAAUGCUGUGAGCUACCUAUCCAGAGACAGAAAGAGUAUUUCUCAUGAUCUUCGAUCUAAAAGAAAAAUUCUUUUACUCUGAAGUUCAAAUGCUACUCAUGGUAGUCUUCCUAUUGUGGAAUUAAGUAGUACGUCCUGGGCAACCUAGCUGGACAACAGUAGUGAAUGGACAAGGACUCUUCUACUGGCUUCAGAAGAUACUUUCAAUAAGAGAUCUCUAUGGAAAACGUUUGUAAAUCUUACUUGGGCAGGUGCUUGUUCAGCUCUAGCAAAUGCUAUUGAGCAGGCAAAAGCAACAUGUUAGCAUUGAGGUUUGAGGUGUUCUCGUGCCUCUGGAUAAGUGAACCUUUUUACAGACAGUACACAUAGACAUCAGUGACCCAGAUACAUGGCCAUGACGCAAAAAGUGGUUUAUUGCUGUCUACUUAGUAUUGUGCUUUAUAUAAAUACUCCAAAUGUGGCCAAAGUGAUAUUCAGUUUUCAUUUAUUUAUAUCCAAAAAUAAGUACCGGCCUGCGAUUACAGUGGUCAUUAAAAUUCAAGGUGCAUUUUUGAAUGAGUGUGGGGUUGCAGACAAUGGGUAACAUUUACAAAGGUUCAAAUAAUUAGGGGGAAAUUAAUCAUCAUAAGUGUAUUUAAAGUUAUUUUUAAGAAUGGAGUUGCUAUGCUAACCUGCACCAAAUUUAUGAACAUGGGGCAUGUUUUCUUUAUAAAUUAAUUUCAAGUGCAAUAUUGUUGCACCAGUUUCAGUGAAAGUACAUCUGGGGGCUACCUGGCAUUGAGUUGCAACUGGCUGCAACUUUAUUUGCAAUAUUUUAAAAGUUGCACUUCAUAAAUGUGACUAAAAGGGUAUGUAUACCUAUGGGGGACAUUUUUUAUGAUUGCUUUUUACUCAUUUUGGGCUAUAAAUUAUUUUUACAGUUGGUCUUUAUUAAAAAUGUUGAGCCCCUGUCUCUGUGCAGGCUUGAGAUUCUCUAGUGGCAUGUUCUGAGUUUUUACUUUAUCUCUGGCCUCCUAAACACUCAUCAUAGCUCUAUUCUUAUCUUAGUGAUAAGAAUGUGGCUUAAAAAACUGUUUAUAACCUUUUAGUAAUUUAUAGAUAAGGUUUAUUAGAUGA
This is a messenger RNA of Bufo bufo (common toad), 2459 nucleotides long. It is a transcript of the gene PLXDC2, whose product is annotated as plexin domain containing 2. Bases 12 to 1268 code for a protein of 418 amino acids. Lineage: Eukaryota; Metazoa; Chordata; Amphibia; Anura; Bufonidae. The transcript is spliced from 13 exons. The record is from RefSeq and is a predicted model, not a curated record.